Messenger RNA from Myripristis murdjan (pinecone soldierfish), 1837 nucleotides. RefSeq names its product four and a half LIM domains 1a (gene fhl1a). Gene Ontology annotation, molecular function: transmembrane transporter binding. Gene Ontology annotation, biological process: muscle organ development. The record is from RefSeq and is a predicted model, not a curated record. Lineage: Eukaryota; Metazoa; Chordata; Actinopteri; Holocentriformes; Holocentridae. The coding region runs from base 194 to 1039 and encodes 281 amino acids. The transcript has 6 exons.
UGUUUGUGUGAGCUUAGAGAGAGAGGUUUGGAUCACAUCCUGCAGUUUUUUUUUCAUUGCUCCCUCUGUCUUUUAAGCAGCGUCGACUCCGCAGUUAUUACUUCUUGGCCAAAGCCUCCGGACGCAUCGCUGCUGUGUUACAGAGCUCAUCUUGACGCUUUGGAGAGGUCCCAGGAGUUACCUCACCUCCACCAUGACUGAUCGCUUUGACUGCUACUAUUGCCGUGACAACCUGCACGGGAAGAAGUACGUGAAGAAGGACGACAAGCACGUGUGCACCAAGUGCUUCGAUAAGCUCUGCGCCAAUACCUGUGCAGAAUGCCGGCGCCCUAUUGGUGCCGACUCCAAGGAGCUGCAUCACAAGAACCGCUACUGGCACGAGGACUGUUUCCGCUGUGCCAAGUGCUAUAAGCCGCUGGCAAGUGAGCCAUUCAGUGCUCGAGAUGAUGGCAAGAUCAUGUGCGGAAAGUGUGGCUCCCGUGAGGACGGUAACCGGUGCCAGGGCUGCUACAAGGUGGUCAUGCCAGGAUCCCAGAAUGUUGAGUACAAGAACAAGGUGUGGCAUGAGGAGUGCUUCACCUGCUUCGAUUGCAAGCAGCCGAUCCGCACACAGAGCUUCCUGACCAAGGGCGAUGACAUCUACUGCGCUCCCUGCCAUGACAAGAAGUUUGCCAAGAAGUGCUUCCACUGCAAGCAGCCCAUCACCUCCGGAGGGAUCAGCUACCAGGACCAGCCCUGGCACUCUGAGUGCUUCGUGUGCCAUACCUGCAAAAAGCCCCUGGCUGGAGCUCGCUUCACCUCCCAUGAGAACAGCGUUUACUGUGUGGACUGCUACAAGACCGAUGUGGCCAAGAAGUGUCAUGGCUGCAAGAACCCGAUCACAGGGUUUGGUCACGGCACCAAUGUGGUGAAUUAUGAAGGAUACUCCUGGCAUGAGUACUGCUUCAACUGCAAGAAGUGCUGCCUCUCCCUGGCCAACAAGCGCUUCGUCAUCAACGGAGAUCACAUCUACUGCCCUGACUGCGCCAAGAAGCUGUGAAGCGCACAAUCAGCAGCGCAGAGGCUCAUCAUCUGAGGUGGAUUUGCACCAAAACUGAUACACUGUUUUUCUGAGUGUAAAGAGACAUUCCCCUCAUCACAAACUCCAAGCUUUCUUUGGUUCUUUAAUAAGAUAAAUAUAAAUAUAAAUAAAUUUAUAUUUCAAAUUUAUAGAAAAUGCAAAUUAAUGUUGACUUCUGAAAUUUUAGGAAUAUGUCCACUUUUGGUGUCAGUUUUGGUGGAACUCCCCUUUUCUCCCUACUAGGGUGAGAGAUGUGUUAGCGCAGACUUAGGUUAUUCCAACAUUAUCCGCUCUCGUUUGAAUCACUUAGCUUCAUGUAAGUAAGUGCAGCUUGUUUCAGUGUUAGGUUGGACACUAACAUGCCAACACACUUUCUUUUUUGGAGUUGUGAUAUGCAGUAUUAAUCUCAUCUAAUCCAGAAUUCUGUGCAGCCUUUUAAGGCAAAGCCCUUUUCAGUGCCUUACUGGAAUCGUUCAAAGAGAAUAAUGUGCUUUUUACAUCCAUACUGCUGCUCAUACAUACAAGCUUUGAUAAAUAAUGUGUAAUAUCACUGAAUGUUUGAAUAGUUCACUACGAGGAUUUCACAGAUGUUCAGAACAUGAAUUUAAAACAGACAAAUUAAGUCUUUGUAGAUUGAGUGAUGCUGAAAUAUAGACUACUCAUGUACUCAAGGCUUUUGGAGUGAACUGACAAAAUAAAAAAAUAAGGGAAGUAGUGAUCUGAAGUGUCUGCUCUAUGUCCCUGCUGGCAAAAAAAUAAAGACAGGUUGCAACACAA